AUGCGUUUUACCUCAAGAUCACAUGGGACGAAGCCCGGCGCAAACAGCGUCAUAGCUGUCCUGCUGCUGGCGCUGAACCCUUUCACCAUGGCCUACAAAUUAGACCCUAAUUCGACCACCUCAGUCAAAUCCAUCUCCAAAUCAAUCGCCAAGGACAUGGUUGCUAUGUACCAUGGGCAUGAACCUGGCGGAACGCCCGGUUUACUACCUGAACCUUAUUACUGGUGGUAUGCCGGAGCCUUUAUGGGAACACUUGUUGACUAUUGGGCAUACACUGGUGAUGAUCAAUAUGUCAAUCUCACUAAGCAGGCACUCUUAUUCCAGGUCGGUGACCAUGAUGAUUACAUGCCUAUAAACCAGACAAGAACCGAAGGAAAUGACGACCAGGGCUUCUGGGCACUCACCGUAAUGUCUGCUGCCGAGUAUAACUUCCCUCAUCCCGAACCUGAUGAGCCACAAUGGCUUGGACUUGCCCAAGCUGUUUUCAACACCCAAGCUGCUCGUUGGGACACAGAGCACUGUAAUGGCGGGUUGAAAUGGCAGAUAUUUGAGUGGAAUAAAGGUUACGAUUACAAAAACUCGAUUUCCCAGGCUUGCUUCUUCGCCUUGGGCGCGCGUCUGGCUCUUUUCACUGGCAACAACAGCUAUGCCGAUUGGGCCGACAAAACCUGGGACUGGAUGAUCGGGACCGAAUUUAUUGAUCCAAAGACUUGGUAUGUUUAUGAUGGUGCCCACAUCUACAACAACUGUACCAAAUUAGUACCUUACCAGUUUUCCUACAACGCGGGCGGCAUGAUUCUUGGUGCUGCUGCCAUGUACAAUCAUACAGAAAAUCAGGUCUGGAAAGAUCGUCUGGACAACCUCCUUGAAGGUGUCAAGGUUUUCUUCACGGGGCCCCAGAAGAACAUCAUGACAGAAGUCGCAUGUGAGUCUGUAAAGCUCUGCAAUCUGGACCAGAAGUCAUUCAAGGCAUAUCUAAGCCGCUGGCUGGCCGUUACUACUCAAUGGGCACCUUACACUCACGACUUUAUCAUGCCACUUUUACGCGCCUCGGCCGUCGCAGCCAACGAUGUAUGCACCGGAGGUGAGAACGGACGGAUGUGUGGUCUUUACUGGACCAAGGACAAGUUUGAAGGUGAUGUUACAGUGGGCCAGCAGAUGGCGGCAUUAGAAGUCACACUUGCUUGCAUGAUUCAAGACCGACCUGCUCCAUUGACGAAGAACACUGGAGGAACAAGCAAGCCUAAUCCUGGUGGCGGUUCCGCAGAUAUUGGACGAACAGUUCCAGAUUUGUCGUACGACCCUCUUCCUGCAGGCGAUAAAGCCGGAGCUGCUAUCCUUACCGCUUUGGUUAUCACUGGCCUCAUUGCCCUCAUGCUAUGGAUAUUCUUGGAUGAGACUUCGGACAGGGGCCCAAUCGAUCAGGUCCGGAACUUUGGAUCAUCAGCUACAGCAGAAUUGGGCGCUAAGAAACACAAAGGUAUCGACGAGAAGAAUACAGCAGUAUUCCAAAAUAAUGACAGUUCCCAAGAGAGCAGCUUUAGGCGCGCUGCCGAUGAUAUAACGUAUGGAGGUGCCCCUAACGGUCAAGGCUAUGCGCACCGUCGAGUAUCUAGCAUGCCGUUGGGUUGGCCACAGCACGCAGCGAGAGCAAGUGCCACAUACGAUUCUGACAGGAUUUAUCCCCUUUCGGCUUCAGAUGUUCAGGUUCGAGGACAAUGA
Fusarium poae is the source of this 1722-nucleotide messenger RNA. RefSeq lists its product as uncharacterized. The transcript has 4 exons. The coding region runs from base 1 to 1722 and encodes 573 amino acids. Gene Ontology annotation, biological process: carbohydrate catabolic process; fungal-type cell wall biogenesis. The record is from RefSeq and is a predicted model, not a curated record. Gene Ontology annotation, molecular function: mannan endo-1,6-alpha-mannosidase activity. Lineage: Eukaryota; Fungi; Ascomycota; Sordariomycetes; Hypocreales; Nectriaceae.